Molecule: messenger RNA, 450 nt
Organism: Cryptosporidium ubiquitum
Lineage: Eukaryota; Apicomplexa; Conoidasida; Eucoccidiorida; Cryptosporidiidae
Exons: 2
Coding region: 1-450 (149 amino acids)
Source: RefSeq, a predicted model, not a curated record
AUGAUGGAAAGAAAAAAUAACAAGAUAGAAGAAGCAAUUAAAAAGAUUUUUCAAGCUUCAAGCUUAGAAGAAAUAAAUAAGCUUAGUACGGAUAUUUUUGGAGAAAAAGUUACUUUAGUUUUGAAAUAUUUUUGUCCUAUUUAUGGUGGAAUGAUAUUUUCAAUAUUUUGCAGAAGAAUGAUUAAAACAACUCUUAUUAUUACUGGUACUGGUUCUAUUGUGUACAUUUUAAUGAGGCAUAAAUAUGGCAAACAAAAGGUAGAUGAGGAACUUAUUAAUCCACUUAAAGAAGGUCUUUUAAAUUCAAAUAUUAAGAAAUCUAUUUUUGAUUAUAAAAACGAUCAUUUUGAUUACCAAAAACUAAAAAAGAAAAUGAAGAAGUUUUUCGAAACAAACAAGAAUAGUAUUUCACUUUUUGGAUUUGGUAUGAUGUUAGGUUUUAUGCUUUAA